This is a messenger RNA of Pectinophora gossypiella (pink bollworm), 3348 nucleotides long. Its product is annotated as protein artichoke-like. The transcript is spliced from 2 exons. The record is from RefSeq and is a predicted model, not a curated record. Bases 73 to 3285 code for a protein of 1070 amino acids. Gene Ontology annotation, molecular function: protein binding. NCBI's taxonomy places the organism in Eukaryota, Metazoa, Arthropoda, Insecta, Lepidoptera, Gelechiidae.
CAUUUGAGAACUUCGGUUUGGUGACGGUUAAAAGAUUUUUUAUUAAAAAGAAAUCGUAAAAUAUCUUCCAAAAUGCGUAUGUUUGGAGCUUUAUUUGUUAUCAUGAUUUUGGCAUUCAGAGUACACAUCGGAGAAGGAUAUUGUGUUGCUAAAGAAGAGAAACCUUGUACUAUAAAAAUUAACUGCGAUAAUAAUAUCUUUGAUCUGUAUAAUAACAUAGAGACAUGUUUUUGUAUUAGAAAUUAUGGAUGGGGAAGUACACUAACACUAAUAGACUUAACUUUUCAAAAUGUUGAUUUAGAUGAGGAGUGGCAUUCCUUGAAAAACUACAGAAAUGAUAUUGAUAAUUAUGUGAACAGGUUAUCUUUAGCCAAUAUAAACAAUAUACCAAAUCAAAUGACCGCUUAUUCAAAUUUGAAAGAGAUAAAUAUCGUAAAGAGUAAAUUACAGAAAUUAAACAUGGACAUAUUUUUGAAUUUACAUCAACUACACAUAAUAAAUGUGACACAAAAUAUUCUUUUGUCUAGUUUGGAGAAUACAAACAUUAUUGUAAUUGAUAACAGUCGAAGUAACGUCGAGACAAUAGACUUGAGUCACAAUGCAAUAGCUGCUCUUCCAAAUAAUUGUUUUAGUAACUUCCCGCAGCUGAAACAUUUACAUAUUUCCCACAAUUUCAUUAGCAACUUCAAUAUACUAACAUUUGAAGGCAUGUCCUCGCUUAUUACAUUAGAUGUAUCGCACAACACCCUAAUCGAAAUCGGUCACAACUUCGCAAGAUUUAUUAACUUACGUGAGAUAUCCCUUGGACAUAACAAUCUAACUUCUAUAUUGGAAACGAAUUUCAAAAUGAUGACAGAAAUAGAAAAGAUAGACUUAAAUUCCAACCAAUUACAAGUCAUUGAAGAAGACGCAUUUGAAACUCUCGUGAAUCUUGAAGAAAUCGAUUUGAGCUACAACAGAAUCACAAAAAUUUGCCGUAUGACGUUCCACAAUAACGCCAAAUUACACAAAAUUCUUCUGUCAGACAAUAACAUUGACAACAUAGAUCAUGAAGCUUUUAUAGGAAAACAUGUUUCGACGUUUAAUAUUAAUAAUAAUUGUCUAACUGGUGUCGUAGAAAUGCAUUCUUUUGAUGGAAUAAGCACGGACAUUUUAGAUUUAAGUGGUUCAAAAAUAACAUCACUCGAUCCUGAAGCAUUCUCAGGACUCCAAACUAGAGUUUUAAAUUUAAGCACAAAUAUUUUGAGCGAGGUGUCUGUAACGUCAUUCAAAUCUGUGCAUUCCCUUGAAGAUUUAGAUCUAUCCAACAAUAAACUGAGAAACAUUAAUUUUGAUAUAUCAGAUCUCACAGAACUAUCUAGUUUUAGUGCUCGAAAUAACACAAUAACAAACAUUUCUACAUCGUUCUUUACACAACUUGUGUCACUAACUAAAUUAGAUUUGUCUUUCAACAAAAUACCUCAUUUAGAUGAUCAACUUUUAUCAAGGCUAAGAAAAUUAGAGUUUUUAGACAUUAGUCACAACAACGUGUUGAAAAAUAAAUUACACUCGCGCACUUUUGAAGGUUUAUUUUCCGUAACCAAUAUACAAAUAACAAAUACUCGAAUCACGUCUUUUGAAAAUGGGACAUUUUCCCAUUUGAGUUUUCUUAAAAUUAUAAACGCCAGUCACGGAGAAUUGGCUAGUUUAGGAUUUGAAACAUUUAAAGACUCAGGAUCUAUAGAAAUACUCGAUCUGUCUAAUAAUUUAUUGGAAAACUUUUUCGUAAACGGCACAAGUAUAGCAUCAGUCGCAGAAUUAUAUUUGUAUGGCAAUAAAAUAAAAAAUAUUACAUCUGAACCGUUCUCGCACUUGGUGCAUCUUAAGAAAUUGAAUUUAGCUAAUAACAAUAUUGCUAGAUUUGAUCCAAAACUAUUUCCUUCGAUAACAAAGCUUGUUGUCUUGGACCUUUCGUCUAACACUGGCAUAGAUUACACCGGCACUUUUGACUAUCUAGCGCAACUAUAUGAAUUGUCGCUUGCUAAUGUAGACAAACAAUUCGACUUUGAACAUGUAAUCAACAAAAUCAUUAAGAACCUCGAUUUAUCUUGUAAUAAUAUUGACAACUUAAAUUCGAUGUUUAUUUCUAACAUCCAAAAUGUAGAGAGUUUAAAUUUAAAGUCGAAUAAAAUACCGUCUAUUAAUAAGUUGUCGUUUCAAAAUAUGCAACAGUUAACGUAUCUUGAUUUGAGUUUCAAUUUGAUAUCAUUUAUACAACCCGGGUCCUUCCUCCACACGAACAAUAUACGAUAUCUGAAUUUGCAUAAUAAUGCAUUGACGUCUUUGCAGGUUAGUGUUUUUGAGGGGCUUAGCCACCUAGAGACGCUCAAUUUAUCAAAUAACGCCUUACGGGAAUUUGGGAAUAAUGUUUUGCACAACAUACCUCACGUGAAAACAAUAGCCCUCGAUAAUAACGAUAUUGAAAACAUACAAUUUAAAGACUUUGCUUUUUCUGAAAUCCAUGAGGUUUACCUAGGAAACAAUCCAAUAUAUUGUCACACGCUCAUCGAGUUUAAGCAAAAUAAAAUAAAUCUUCCGGGAUAUCGUUUCAAUGUUUUGGCGGAGAGUUUAGAUUUUUACCAUGAAAAUGUAGAUGGGGUUACGUGCAAGUCGGGUGACGUGAAUAGUAGUAUUGUUUGGACUGAAAGUAAAGGGCAUUUGAAUGAAACAGCCGCCAUUCUCGCUAUCGCCAAGGCGAUAGAGAGCCUUCGAGACUUUAAAGAUAAAUCGCGUGCUUUGGUAUUCAAUGAUACAUUACUUAAGACGACUAUAGACAUUUUAAAAUCAAUGGACUCGCACUUAAUAAAAAAUACAAAUAUGACAAAUGUACAUUUUUCCUCAAUCGAAGAGCAAUUAAGAAAAAUAACAAGAAAAACUGAAAAUUCUAUGAAAAUUAACGUGAACGGAACGACAGGCGAACAUUAUUAUUACAUAGAAGAAAAAAUACAAGCGUUGAUGGAUGAACAAAAAAGAAAUGAAAAAAAUAUAGAACAAUUCCAGGAAAUGCUACAAAAUCUGCAAAAUGAACUGUACAAAAAUCAGCUCGGAACACGAACUGUAAAAGGGGAAUCAAAUGAGGAUGGUGUGAAAGGAUUGCUAUAUUUCAUAUCUGUAAUGAUUACUGUGCUGUUGGUCAUGAUAGGAGCAAUAAUGUUGUACAAGUAUGUAAAGGCAAAAAGUAUUUUCGGUGUCAGUAGAUUGCGCGGUAGCACACAGCCCAGUUCCAUAGAGUUACAGAACAGCUAAGUAAUACAAUCAAUCAGCACAAAGACUUAUAAGUAAAGGACAUGUAAUUACAAUCAAAGAGCA